AUGAGGAGGAAAAAGUGGGAAGACGACACUAGUAGUAGUAGUAGAAGAAGAAGAAGAAGAGCAGCAGGAGGGCUUAAUAAGGUGGUUCCGAAAUAUAGGUGGUGGCACUGUAAAGACUGCAGGCUUGGGGGGCAGGAGGGGAGAAUAGGAGAAGCCAAUAAUAAUGCUACACAACCCCAAAAUGAUGAAACCACGCCUAAUUUGAACAUGCCUAGGCGUAGGCGUAGGCGUAGGCUGGGGAGGUUAUCAGGUGCACACAAUAACAACACUGCAGGGAAUUAUAAUGAAACUAUGAAACUUAGGAAUGGAAAGACAAUUGAACGUGGUAGUAGUAGAAUUCCAAGUGAAACGGAAAGGGAAAAUGACACAAUUAUUAGCCCUUCCAGAAUGGCAUCUAAUCCUAAUCCUAAUCCUGCUAUAUCACAUUGCACUGCUGCUGCACAAAAUGUUGGGAGUGGUGUGGACAAAUGCUACACUACAGAUAAUGCCCCACUUCCUCCUCCUCGGAAUAAGGGCAUUCUUAUUAGAGAAGCAGCACCAAAUGCAAAUGCAAAGGCAAAUGCUGCUCAUCAUCACCAAUCAUUAAGGAUAAGAUCAUCACCCCCUACUCUGCAUAACAAUCCUUCUGCAACUUCAUUCACCAGAUUAGGGAAAGCCCCUAUUCUGCAUAACAAUGAGGAUUUUUCUGAUGAAGAUGAUGAUGAUGAUGAUGAUGAUACAGAGUCUGAUGAGGACAUAAAAAUGCUAAGAUUGGAAGUCGAGGCUCGAACCCAAAAACCAAAUAUUCAGACAAGGAUUGAUGAUACUUUAAAAGGGAGGGCUUAUGGUUCAUAUGGAAACCAGUCAUCAGCACACCGGCUUUCUCCUGGAACUAAUUUUCAACCUAAUCAACCCAGAGGAAACAUUCAUAUAGCCACCGGGGUCCUAAUACACACUGGAUCAUCAAGCCACAUCAACAACACACCAACUGGGCUCCCUGGAUCACCAAGAUCUUCUAUGAAUAAUCGGGAUCCUCGUGGGAGUGAACUUAUUUCACCCAGACCUAAAUUUUUCAGCUUCCCCCCGCCAUCUAAUCCCAAUAAUCUCACCUUUCACCCUCAGCUUUCUAAUCUUGGUGGAGCCUCAACACUGCAACCAGCUGUGACUUCUUUAUUUGGCGGUACAGCUCCAAUGCCUUUAAACCCUCAUCAACAGCAAUCACCAAGGCUGAUGUUGCAACUCUCACAACUUGGAACGACCAGACCACCACCCAUGACUACUGAUGCAAACAACACUACUAGUGGGGGUGUUCUACACAAAAAUCAAGGUUCUAGUCAAGGUAAUAAAAAGGAUUCUCAUUGAUGGAGGAGCUGAGGAAUGAAUUGCAUGCACCUGUAAUGCUGUUUUUAUAUAUUGGUGUUUAACGACAACUACUUAUGGUCUUGGAUGGAUUUAUUUAUAGCCCAGCUUGAACCUUUUUUUGGGCGGGACUAAAUAAUCUCAGCUGUAGCUGAACCAAAUACAAUGUGACUGGAUUUGUUUAUGAAAUGAUUUCGCUAUUUUCAUAUAAGUUUGGAGUUCAAUUAUUUUUACAGACAGUACAG
Ipomoea triloba (trilobed morning glory) is the source of this 1583-nucleotide messenger RNA. RefSeq lists its product as uncharacterized. The record is from RefSeq and is a predicted model, not a curated record. The transcript has 3 exons. The coding region runs from base 1 to 1341 and encodes 446 amino acids. Lineage: Eukaryota; Viridiplantae; Streptophyta; Magnoliopsida; Solanales; Convolvulaceae.